Elaeis guineensis (African oil palm) is the source of this 2255-nucleotide messenger RNA. Its product is annotated as DEK domain-containing chromatin-associated protein 1. Gene Ontology annotation, biological process: regulation of double-strand break repair; chromatin organization. The record is from RefSeq and is a predicted model, not a curated record. Lineage: Eukaryota; Viridiplantae; Streptophyta; Magnoliopsida; Arecales; Arecaceae. Gene Ontology annotation, molecular function: DNA binding; histone binding. Gene Ontology annotation, cellular component: nucleus.
AUUCGGCAUCAAAUUUCAAACCGAGCCCCUGAUAACCCGCCCUCAUUAAAAUUUCCAAUUGGAAUCCGCGCCUCCCAGCGAAGACGCCCCGUUUCUAUUCCCCAUCACCCCCCUCCACCUCACUCCAAGCGUAAUACUAAAACCGUCGGCUCUCUCACAGUCGCUCCCUUUUCCCUAGGGUUUACGCGUUCUCUUCGAUCUGAUGGUUUCCGACACGCUUGAGGAGGAGAAGAAGACCUCCGAAGGCGGAUCCCCUCCGGGGGAGGGGGAGGAGGAGGAGCCGGCGGCCGAAGGAGAGCAGAGCAAGGAAGGGAAGGAGAGGGAGAGGGAAGAGGCCGAGGAUAAGCGGAAGCGGGGGAAGAAGAGGAACACGGGGGAGAAGGGCGGGGAAGAAGGGACGGAGAAGAAGGAGAGGAAGAGGCGGUCGGUGGCGAGGGAGCCCGCCACGCCGGUGGAGCGGCCAUCGAGGGAGAGGAAGGCGGUGGAGAGGUACUCGGCCUUGUCUCCUCGGAGGGCUUCGGCCACGAAAGUUCUUUCAAUCGAGCAGGGUUCUGGAACAAAGCUCAAAGACAUUCCAAAUGUGCUUUUCAAGCUGUCAAAAAGAAAGACAGAUGAGAAUCUUCAAAUUCUUCACACAAUACUCUUUGGAAGGAAAUCAAAUGUACAUUAUCUGAAGAGAAACAUUUUUCAAUUCUCUGGUUUUGUUUGGGCUGACAAUGAGGUAAAACAACGGACAAGAAUUAAGGAAAAGCUAGAUAAGUGUAACAAGGAGAAGUUGCUUGAUUUCUGUGAGCUACUUGAUCUUCACAUUCUGAAAGCCACUACAAAGAAGGAAGAAAUCUCAGCAAAGUUAUUGGAAUUCUUGGAAUCACCUUAUGUUACUAGAGAUGUUGUACUUGCUGAGAAAGAGAAAGGUAAAAAACGCAAGAGAAGGACCAAAGGAAUUCGUCAGACAUCUGGAGAAGCAUCUUCAGAUAGAGAGGCUAAGAAACAAAGAAAGAGUCACAAACAAUCAGCUAAAUCUGAGAAAGAAGAUGAAGAUGAGGGUGGUUCUACAGAUGUGAAAGAUGAAUCCUCUGAUGAUGAAGAUCAGGUGGAUUCUGAGGAAGAUAGAGAACAUGCAAAAAGGGAACAAGAUGGUGAGGAAGAUGAACCAGAGGAGGCUGUGUCAACCAAGAAAAAAUCUGGCGAGAAGCAGAUAAAAAUGGGUAAAGGGGGCAAGAUGAUAGAAAAAGUUUCACCUUUUAAAAAAGGUUCUCGCAGAAAUUCUGAUAAAACUCCUUCAAAAUCAGUUUCUAGGAUUGAAGAUGAAGCAGCUGUAGAAAACAAAAAGGGUUCCAAGGAGUCAACAAACAGGGGUUCAAAGGCCUCGACAAAGGAAAAAUCUGCAACCACUAAAAGGAAUUCUGUUGCUAAGAGCACCCCAGAAUCUUCUCUAGGUAAAAGUACUAAAGAUUAUAAUGAAUCUAGCCCACCAUCGGCCACUAAAUCCAAAAAAGAAAAUAAAAAGAAAGGUCAGAGCCAGGAGGUACCUGCAACUGAGGAUAAGGCAAGCAAGAAAGAAGCUGCUAAGUCACAGCCCAAAGUUCAUGCCAAAAAACAAGGAAAGGCCAAGGCUGAGGAUAACUGGGGGCCCAGCACAGAGGAAUUGCAUGCUGUGGUCAGGGAUAUAUUGAAAGAAGUGGACUUCAAUACUGCAACUUUGGCUGAUAUUCUCAAGCAAUUAGGUUCUCACUUUAAUAAGGACCUGAUGGAUAGAAAGACGGAGGUAAAGCGUAUCAUUGAAGAUGUCAUAAAUAGUAUGUCUGAUGAUGAAGAUGGCGAGGAAGAUGAAGAUGGUGCAGGGGAUGCUGAGGAAGAAGAUGCAAAGGAAGAAUCAGGUGGAGAUGAAGAUAAGUAGCUUACUUAGACGGUUCGGUACUUCAGUAAGUUAGCAGGCCCCACUGCGGUGCGUGCAUAGGUUGCACCAUACAGCCAAAUGCUUGCUCCUGUUGUGGAAGUUGUGAGGACCUGUGGAGGAUGAUUUAUGUAGGGUUGCUUCAACGAUUUCAUAUGGAGGAAUACCUCCCUGACUGCUGUAUAAGAUGCUAGUAGCCUUUAGUUUAUGUAGUUCAAUGUACAUUAGUCUCCUUUUUUUUCUAGGUAAUUUUCGUUUAGGUGGUUAGUCUCUACUGUAAUAUGCAAUGAUCAUAAUGUAGCUGUGUUUUUCCCGCUAAUCUGUUAGUUUGAGAUAUAAUAAAGACCUCUUUGAUGCA